AUGGAGAGGUGGAGACCCCGGGCUUACUAUUUGGUGGUACUUCUUUUCCGCGGCGUCUUCCAAGAUCAACGACUUGGCAAUAUUUUGCAAUGUGCCUUUGACCCCGACAUUGAACGAAGCCUCGAGGUCGUGACAGUGGUUGCUGACACACACUUCGACUUCCUAGGUCUCAGCCGCUCCAGAAGUGGCGACUCAGUGGACCAGCUGGACGACAAUCAACAGAUGACUCAAACGGUUUAUCGACGGCUUCUGAACGUCGUGGCCUUGCCUUUUUCGCCCUUGGCGUCGGAUUCCCUCCAGAAGAAGCAGGUGGCCGAGAUUUCCUUGCGUUUUCACCGCUACAAGGACCUGGCUGCCGCCACCGUCCGUGACGCGGCCGACGACCAGCUGGCCACGGUGACGGCGGCGUGGAGCGACGGCACGGGGCAGACCGGGCAUAGCGACGCUGCAGGUGAUGUGUCGGGCCUGGCCACCCCGGAGUGCCCCUACCAGCUGACCACUGGCAGUUUCGGCAGCGACCGCAGCGACGUGAGCGAUGCCUUUUCCAUGUAG
Molecule: messenger RNA, 552 nt
Organism: Cladocopium goreaui
Lineage: Eukaryota; Dinophyceae; Suessiales; Symbiodiniaceae
Source: the annotation of a GenBank genome assembly